AUGAGAAAAAUAUUUUUGUUUUUGUAAUUUUACGUUUCAUUUCCUCGAUUUUUUACGUUUUAAAUGUUGAAAUUGCGUCUAUUUAAUUGAAAUAAUUUGAACGUCGGUUGUUUUCGUAAAUUGCUAAUGAAUUUAUGGAGAGCUUUAUUGAGUCCGAUCAUCGGUGGCAUACCCAUUGGAAUAGCUUUCAUUGAUGCGGUAGGAUAUAUUGCUCGCGUUGAUGGAACUUCUAUGCAACCGUUAUUCAACCCCGAUUCGACUACUGAUUACGUAUUUUUAAAUCGUUGGUCGGUGAAGCACGACAGUAUUAGACGAGGCGACGUUAUUUCGUUGAUAUCGCCCAAAAAUCCCGAACACAAAAUUAUUAAGCGAGUUAUCGGUGUUCAAGGAGACGUUCUGAAAACUUCAUCAAAGAAAACGCCUGUCGUAACUGUACCGAAGGGAUACUGCUGGGUUGAAGGAGAUCACGUUGGUCAUUCUAUGGACUCGAAUCAUUUUGGACCAGUUUCGCUGGGAUUGGUAACAGCUAAAGCUACCGCUAUCGUCUGGCCUCCUCACAGAUGGCAGAAAGUAAAAACUGAAAUGAGAUACGAACGAUUACCUAUGAAUUUAUUACCCUUGAAGUAG
Planococcus citri (citrus mealybug) is the source of this 627-nucleotide messenger RNA. Its product is annotated as mitochondrial inner membrane protease subunit 2. Gene Ontology annotation, cellular component: mitochondrial inner membrane peptidase complex; membrane. NCBI's taxonomy places the organism in Eukaryota, Metazoa, Arthropoda, Insecta, Hemiptera, Pseudococcidae. Gene Ontology annotation, molecular function: serine-type endopeptidase activity. The record is from RefSeq and is a predicted model, not a curated record. The transcript has a single exon. Bases 127 to 627 code for a protein of 166 amino acids.